GACGCAUUGGCUAAGUGAUCAGAUAAACGUGGUGUACAGCGGUGUGCGCGCGAGGCUCACGCGCGUUUAAGCUCGUCGAAGCAGCACGGACACCGGCGCGCGCUCUGAACAGCGCAGCAUUGAACAGAACAGGUGUCGAUAGGCGAGAGAGAGAGAGAGAGAGAGAGAGAGAGAGAGAAAGAGGCACACCGCAACGCAACUCGAACCGAAUCCACCGAGAGCCAUGGAGAGCAUGGUGAACGUCUCAGCGCCUCUCUAUCACCUCUCCCAUCUGUCCAACAUCAGCGCCUUGUGCCCCAACUUGAGCUCCGGCGGCGGUGGGAACGAGACUCUGCCGGAGGACAGGUGUGAGCCAACCACCGACACGAACAAAGGCUCGACCCCUGUCAUCAUCGCCAUCAUCAUCACCGCGCUUUACUCCAUCGUGUGUGUGGUGGGGCUGGUGGGCAACGUUCUCGUCAUGUAUGUGAUCAUCAGAUACACCAAAAUGAAGACUGCUACAAACAUCUACAUCUUUAACCUGGCCCUGGCAGAUGCCUUGGCUACCAGUACUCUCCCCUUCCAAAGUGUGAACUAUCUCAUGGGCACCUGGCCUUUUGGGGACAUCCUGUGCAAGAUUAUCAUGUCCAUUGACUAUUACAACAUGUUUACAAGCAUCUUCACGUUGACCACUAUGAGUGUAGACCGAUACAUCGCCGUGUGCCACCCUGUGAAAGCUUUGGACUUCAGGACCCCCCGCAAUGCCAAGAUUGUCAACGUCUGCAACUGGAUCCUGUCUUCUGCUAUUGGUCUGCCAGUCAUGAUCAUGGCUUCAACUAUUACUACACUCGACUCCCAUAGUAGCGGUAUGUGCAUUGUUGACUGCACUCUUGUGUUCCCUCACCCAUCCUGGUACUGGGAGAACCUGCUAAAGAUCUGCGUUUUCAUCUUUGCCUUCAUAAUGCCUGUGUUGAUUAUCACGGUGUGCUACGGCCUGAUGAUCCUGCGCUUGAAGAGUGUCCGCAUGCUGUCCGGCUCCAAGGAGAAAGACCGCAACCUGCGACGCAUCACCCACAUGGUGCUAGUGGUGGUGGCCGUCUUCAUUGUGUGCUGGACCCCCAUCCACAUCUUUGUGAUCAUCAAGGCCCUGGUGACCAUCCCCAGCUCUCUACUGCAGACCAUCACCUGGCACUUCUGCAUCGCCUUGGGUUACACCAACAGCUGCCUAAACCCGGUGCUCUAUGCCUUCCUGGAUGAGAACUUCAAGCGCUGUUUCCGUGAGUUCUGCAUACCCAGUCCAUCAGUGCUGGACCUGCAGAACUCGAUGCGUUCAACACGCACCCGCAACCAACAGCGUGAGGCUCAGUCCAGUCCCACAGUAGACCGAACCAACCGGCAGGUAUGACUAGCAGUGGAGAUGUCAUCACUGGAUUUGCGCUGCCAGCCCAGUGUUGACAUCAACUCAGAACUCACACAAGUCACCACAGGUCUCUGAGUUCUGUCGGGGUGAAACUACCGGUCAGCUGUGAUGAUCAUGGAAAUCUCCCAUGCCAGUCUAGAUUAAUUAUAAACAGUACAUGUCACAUGCUAGCAAAGUAGUGUGACUCAUCCACACCACAUAUUCACUCAAGCUGAAUUUAGCUUCUUAGAGGUAUAGUGUACCAAACGGAAACCUUAUAUGAACACGAAGGCUUCGAGAAGCCCAGGA
Messenger RNA from Ictalurus furcatus (blue catfish), 1687 nucleotides. RefSeq names its product opioid receptor, mu 1 (gene oprm1). Gene Ontology annotation, cellular component: membrane; neuron projection. The transcript is spliced from 3 exons. NCBI's taxonomy places the organism in Eukaryota, Metazoa, Chordata, Actinopteri, Siluriformes, Ictaluridae. Gene Ontology annotation, molecular function: morphine receptor activity; G-protein alpha-subunit binding; beta-endorphin receptor activity. Gene Ontology annotation, biological process: neuropeptide signaling pathway; G protein-coupled opioid receptor signaling pathway; sensory perception of pain. The record is from RefSeq and is a predicted model, not a curated record. Bases 224 to 1384 code for a protein of 386 amino acids.